AUGGAGGAAGCAAAAUUGCAAGCAUUAGCAGAUUCACUCUCUGGCCACGGUGGUCGCAAAGGUCUCGGAACCAGCAGUGGGCAGUAUUCUUGGGUCAAGAAUGCAGAACCCUCAAGUGGCAAGGGAGACCGCAAAGAUGGGCUACCAAACAAUCAACUCUAUUCCAAUUUUGUGAAAGCAGGAACAUAUGAUCCGACCGAAAAGAAAGUGGACGGAGAUGGGAGAUUGAUUAAGAGAGACUUUUCAGAUAUUGCGGCUGUAGUGGAUGAUGAAAAGAAGGCACAGAAGGAUGCCAAAAAAGCUGCCAAGAAAAAGUUAAAAAUGGAAGCAAAGAAAAAAUUGAGGCUCGAAGAAAAACGAAAAGCAAAGAAACAAAUCAAAGCCUUGAAGAAGGAAUCAUCGAGAAAACGAAAUCGGGAUGAUGAAGCAUCGGAGGCACCGGAAUUGAAGAAGGAAAGAACAGAAAAGGAAUUGCGACUAUCGAAUAAAAGAAAGCCAAGAGAUGUAAUCGAGAAGGACGAGAAGAAGAAAGGUUCGAAAGAAAGCAGCAAGAAAAAGAAGAAAGAUAAGCGGUAG
Molecule: messenger RNA, 576 nt
Organism: Cylindrotheca closterium
Lineage: Eukaryota; Bacillariophyta; Bacillariophyceae; Bacillariales; Bacillariaceae
Source: the annotation of a GenBank genome assembly